CGAUGCUGUCGUGAUGCAGCCGUGACACCACCAGCCCCCCCGAGUCGGACGAUCUGACACCGAGGCGGGUCUCCUUGUUUGCGGGGGGAACCAGGCGCGUCUUACUGCUGCUGCCAAGUGCGGCCAUCCCGUUCUCUGCCCUUGCGAGGUGGCGUGCCAUGAUUCAUGCCGAGCGAAGCCUGUCGUUCGUCGCUUUCCGGCCCCCUGCCCGCUUCCUGUCCAGUGUCUCCAACGGAGGUUUUCAAGCACUGGAAUUUAUUUCCCCGCGACCAAGUGCAUGCAUGAAUUGACGGGGCGUUCUCCGCGCGUCGGACACAAGCCCGAGCAGCGGCAGCUGAGCGGGGCGCAGGUCGGUAACAAACUCGACGAUGCUUCGCGCAGUUGCAUAAAGCAAUGGUGAGGGGUCGUCAGUGCCGCUCACCAGAUAUUAAGCAACAAAAGAACCCGCGGCGUGGACUCAUCUUUCUUGAUUGUGUGCUCGAAAGCAUCGAGCGCGCCCACCAUGAAGGUUCUCAUCACGGGGGCGGGGGGCUUUGUCGGCCAGGCCCUCGCCGAGCAGCUUCUCAACGAUGGGCAUCAAGUACACCUGACAGACAUCGUCGAGCCGACCGUUCCAGCCGCCGCCGCUGCUGCGAACCGGGACAACGCAACGUGCACCAAGGCCGACCUCUACGAGGAGCCUGGCGCUGUCCUGUCCAAGGACCUCGACGCCGUGUACGCAUUUCACGGCAUCAUGUCAGCGGGCAGCGAGGACGACUUUGACUUGGGCUACCGCGUGAACCUGCACAGCACGCUGCGCCUCCUGGAAGAGAUCCGCAAGACGUGCCCCGGAGUCCGGUUCAUCUACGCCUCGUCCUGCGCCGCGUACGGACAGCCGCUGCCUUCCAUGCCGUCCGAGGACACGGUGUGCACGCCCCAGAGCAGCUACGGCACGCAAAAGAUCAUGAUCGAAGCCGCCGUCAACGACUACAACCGCCGCGGGCACAUCAUUGGCUUCACGCUACGGUUUCCCAGCAUCACGGUCCGUCCGGGCAAGCCUACGCAGGCGGCGAGCAGUUGGAUGAGCGGCAUCAUCCGCGAGCCGCUUCAGGGCAAGGAGAGUGUGCUGCCCUGCCCAGACGACUUCAAGUGCUGGCUCUGCUCGCCGAGGACGCUCGUCCGCAACCUCGUGCUGUGCCUCACGCUCCCUCCAGAGUGUAUGCCACCGCAUGUGCGGCAGGUGCUUCUGCCUGGCAUCACGGAGACGGUUGGCAGCAUGCUGCAGGCGCUGCGCGACGUCGGAGGAGAGGAGGCGCUCCGGCUGAUCAAGAGGGAGGACGCGACACCGGAGAUCAAGGCGAUGCUCGACAGCUGGCCGUUCGAGUUUGACAUUUCGCGGGCGCUGGCGAUCGGAUUUGUGCCUGACCAGCCCUUUCGCGAUACCGUGGAAGACUUUGCCAGGAGCUUAAAGGCUGUUUGAGGCGCCGACAGUUGGUGCGAUAGACAGGAGGAAUAGAGAAUGUACUUUAUCCAGACUGCACCUUUCAAGACAAGGAGCGA
This is a messenger RNA of Purpureocillium takamizusanense, 1539 nucleotides long. RefSeq lists its product as uncharacterized. Lineage: Eukaryota; Fungi; Ascomycota; Sordariomycetes; Hypocreales; Ophiocordycipitaceae. The coding region runs from base 503 to 1459 and encodes 318 amino acids. The record is from RefSeq and is a predicted model, not a curated record. The transcript has a single exon.